UGUGUCUACCCAAGUGCAUGAAGGAACAUUUGGACAAAGAUGGAGGCCUGGCCAACCGUGGCCUGGGUCCUGCUGAUGACCAACAUUGCUGAUUGGCUGAAAACUGUCCAAUGCCGGGACUUCACCAUGACAGACAUCAUCCAGCUGCAUCCCUCGACCACCCCUCAUCCUGGCAGCUUCAAGUGUUUCACGUGUGAAGACGCGGCAGAUAACUACGAGUGUAAUCGCUGGGCGCCGGAUGUUUACUGUCCAAAAGACGCCAGAUACUGUCACACGCUGCACAUGAUGGACAACCAUGGAGACAGUGUGUCUGUGACCAAGCGUUGUGUGAGCCUGACGGAUUGUCAGUUCACCGGCUGUGCUGACGUCACUGAUAACGGCUACCAGGUACGUUUACCUGCUCUAAAG
Messenger RNA from Notothenia coriiceps (black rockcod), 408 nucleotides. It is a transcript of the gene lypd6, whose product is annotated as LY6/PLAUR domain containing 6. The transcript is spliced from 3 exons. Gene Ontology annotation, molecular function: acetylcholine receptor inhibitor activity. Gene Ontology annotation, biological process: positive regulation of canonical Wnt signaling pathway. The record is from RefSeq and is a predicted model, not a curated record. NCBI's taxonomy places the organism in Eukaryota, Metazoa, Chordata, Actinopteri, Perciformes, Nototheniidae. The annotation marks the transcript as partial.